AUGGUACUUACUCGGAAACACGUCACCCUUAUCGGUGCUGGGACACAAGGACGACGCCUUGCAUUUAUGUGGUCAAGCACAGGCAAUGAUGUCCAUCUGGUCGACAACCAAGAGGCUCAGCUCCAGGCCAGCAUUGAGGCUAUUGAUGAAUUUCGAAGGAGUUCCAACAAAGAAAACGCUUCAUGGGGAAAGAUAAUUACCCAUUCAAGAGAAACACUAUCUGAGGCUCUCCAAGCCGCAUGGUUAGUGGUAGAGUGUGUCCCUGAGCGACUUGACCUCAAGCAAAAGGUCAUAUCUGAGCUAGAUUCCAUCGCCCCGAAACAGACGAUUAUUGCUUCAAACUCUAGCAGUUACUCCUGCUCCGAGAUCUUGAAGGGUCUUAACUUGAAGCAUGAGAGUCGGUUCCUGAGCGCUCACUCUUAUUGGCCACCUGAAGUACCUGAAAUCGAGAUCAUGGGUCACGAAACCACAGAUCCUUCGCAUGUUGAUCUAAUGAUGAAGCAAUGCAAAGCCCAUGGCUUUCCUCCCUUUCACGUCAAGAAGCCAUCGAUGGGGUACAUCUAUAACAGAAUAUGGGCAGCUAUCAAGAGAGAAGCUCUUCUCACAGCAGCAGAAGGCGUCGCAACUCCUGAAGAAAUCGAUGGUAUCUUCAAAGGAGUUCUAAAGACACCCAAAGGACCAUUUGAACAGAUGGAUUUGGUCGGUCUAGACGUUGUUAUGGACAUAGAGCAGCAUUAUGCUGAUGCAAGGGGGAAUAUUCCGAGUGAACCCCAGGAAUUUCUGCAGAAGUUCCUAGAUGAAGGCAACCUGGGUAUCAAGAGUGGGCGAGGCUUUUACGAUUACACCAAAAGAUAA
Fusarium venenatum is the source of this 855-nucleotide messenger RNA. RefSeq lists its product as uncharacterized. Lineage: Eukaryota; Fungi; Ascomycota; Sordariomycetes; Hypocreales; Nectriaceae. The record is from RefSeq and is a predicted model, not a curated record. Gene Ontology annotation, biological process: fatty acid metabolic process; regulation of DNA-templated transcription. Gene Ontology annotation, molecular function: NAD+ binding; oxidoreductase activity, acting on the CH-OH group of donors, NAD or NADP as acceptor; DNA-binding transcription factor activity, RNA polymerase II-specific.